GAUUUGCAGAACCAAGAGAGCAGAGUUCAAAGCUCUCGAACCCUAAUUGAAGAAGUAAAAGAAUAAGAAGAAGAAGAAGCUAUCGUCAUCACAAUGAGGCGAGCGCUUCAACUGAGAAAUCAUCUCUUCACUCAUCAGACCUUCAGACCGAAUCCGAAUGCCGACCGCCAAGCUCUCACUUCUUCAAUCUCGUCCCUCACGAGGCUUUUCUGUUCCCAAAACGAUUCCUCCGGUGAAAACCCCAACUCUAGCCCUAGCACUCUUCAACAGGAAACGAGCUUGGCGCCUCAAGCCGAGAAGAAGAAAGAGGUCUCCAUUAACGUUGAGGACGUCAGUAACAAAGAGCUGAAGAUGCGUUUAGAGAAGUACUUCAAAGGUGAUGAAGAGGCACUCCCAUCAAUAAUGGAAGCAAUUUUGGCAAGGAAGUUAACUGGAAAGCAUGAGGAAACUGAUGAUGAAUUGAUGGAUGAGCUUCGGAUGAAGCCACUAGAUGAUGUUAAAGACAAAGAAUUUGAAUCUGAUUUUGAGGAAUUGUAUGAGACUGAUGAAGAAAUUGAUGAUUUGUAUAAUGCAAGGGAUAUUGUGAUGAAGAGGAUGAUGAAAGAUGAGUACUUCAACAUGGAUGAAAAGAAGUGGGAAGGUAUGAUUAAGGAGGCAACUGAUCAUGGCUUUCUUAAGGACAUGAGGGAGUGCGAGGGAAUACUAGAGGACAUGCUUAGCUGGGACAAGCUCCUCCCAGAUGAAAUAAAGCAGAAAGUGGAAGAUAAAUUCAAUGAGAUUGGUGAUAUGGUUGAAAGAGGGGAGAUUGAAGUUGAAAAAGGUUAUGAACUUUUCAAGGAGUUUGAAGAUAAGAUGGUCUUGGAAUGCGCAAAGAUGAUGGAGGCAGAUGGGCCUCCACAGUUUGAUGAAACUGCUGUUAUAGACAGAAAAAAGGAUUUAGAUGAUCCACCGGGUGAGGGACCAAUUCUUAGGUGGCAAACACGUGCAGUGUUUGCUCCUGGGGGUGAUGCAUGGCACCCUAAAAACCGAAAAGUUAAGAUGGCUGUUACUGUCAAAGAGCUUGGGCUUUCAAAGCAUCAAUUUCGUCGUCUAAGAGAACUUGUUGGAAAGCGGUACCAUCCAGGAAAAGAUGAGCUAACAAUUACCAGUGAGAGGUUUGAACAUCGGGAGGAGAACAGAAAGGAUUGCUUAAGAACGCUAUUUUCCCUAAUUGAGGAAGCUGGAAAAGCCAAUAAGCUUGUAGAGGAGGCCCGAACUUCUUAUGUCAAGGAGAGACUUAGAGCCAAUCCAGCCUUCAUGGACAGGUUGCGUAGUAAGGUAGUGCGAAUGAAGGAAUCUAGUUCUUUGCCUGCAUAAAGUAAUGGUUAGCAAUGGAAGGAAAAACUAGAAACACACCCACACACACAAAAAAAAAAAAAAAAGGUGGUCUUUUGUUAGGCCAACAACUAAUAAAAUUUCAUUUAUUUUGAAUUUUCAUGUUUUAACAUAUUUUGUUUCUUUUAUAAUAUAUCCUUUUGUUUUCUUUUCCCCCA
This is a messenger RNA of Diospyros lotus (date-plum), 1532 nucleotides long. RefSeq lists its product as uncharacterized. The coding region runs from base 94 to 1356 and encodes 420 amino acids. NCBI's taxonomy places the organism in Eukaryota, Viridiplantae, Streptophyta, Magnoliopsida, Ericales, Ebenaceae. Gene Ontology annotation, cellular component: mitochondrial small ribosomal subunit. The transcript has 4 exons. The record is from RefSeq and is a predicted model, not a curated record. Gene Ontology annotation, biological process: mitochondrial translation. Gene Ontology annotation, molecular function: structural constituent of ribosome.